Messenger RNA from Acanthaster planci (crown-of-thorns starfish), 2990 nucleotides. RefSeq names its product metabotropic glutamate receptor 2-like. Gene Ontology annotation, cellular component: membrane. The record is from RefSeq and is a predicted model, not a curated record. Lineage: Eukaryota; Metazoa; Echinodermata; Asteroidea; Valvatida; Acanthasteridae. Gene Ontology annotation, biological process: G protein-coupled receptor signaling pathway. Gene Ontology annotation, molecular function: G protein-coupled receptor activity.
AUGUAUCGCGCUGUGUUUGUGUUUUUGAGUUUUGUGCUUGGGGCUCUCAGCUAUGUUCCACCACCGCUUCUAGUCAACUUCACCGUGGAAGGUGACGUUGCCCUCGGCGGGAUGGUCCCGUUCCACUUUGGUCCAGCCUGCAGGGGUUCCCUAGGACGGACUUCGGUGGAAGUUGCCGAGACAAUUAUCUUUGCUAUACGCCAAGUGAACGAGCGAUCGGACCUACUGCCGAACGUCACGUUGGGGUUUGACAUCAGGGAGACUUGCUACGACGAGGACAUGACGUUGCUGUCCGUUCUUUCUCUUCUGAGCGGCUACUCCCACGACGACCCUGUCUUUGAGGUGACUGGGCAAGGUCGGCCAUCGCCUGCUGGUAACUUGGUGGGUAUCAUCGGCACAGCGAACAGUGCUACGAGCCUCGCAGCAGCCAAAGCCACCAACCUGUACGACGUGCCGAUGAUCUCCUACUCUGCCACCAGUGAUGAGCUCAGCGACAAAAACCGUUUUCCCUACUUUCUGCGUAGCGUGCCCCCAGACAGGUUUCAAGCCCAGGCAAUUAUGGAUAUCCUAGUCCACUACAAAUGGAUCUACGUCGGCUUGAUCUAUUCACUGGAUACCUACGGAAUCCUGGGGACACAAGAGGUACUGACACUGGCGGACAGAGAAGGCGUCUGCGUCGCGUUUUCUAUUGCGGUGAGAAAGCACGCCGCCCCAUCCGAAAUCGAGGAAAUUGCCGAGAAAAUCGCUUCCCACGACCGCGCGAGGGUUCUGGUGAUGUUUGGUGAGUUUAAGGGUAUGUACGAAGCUUUGCAGAAAUUUCAUGACGAAUACCCCUACGAGAGACGGACACUACUCUGCAGUGACGCCUUUGGCCAAGAUUUACAUCAGUACACUUUCGUGAGUAUGAUCCAAAGCAGUAUUAAAGUGCAACUCGAUUUCCAGAAAAUUCCCGGAAUCCAGGAGUACUUCCGUGAGGUGUCGCAGCAGAGCUGGCUUGGUCCAUGGUUCACUGCCUUCAGAGAUAACUGGAUAUCGGCCGAAAACUGCUCAGACAUCUCUGCCUGUCCAAUCUUAUUCACGGGAACGUGGAUGCCCAUUUACAAAUCGGUGUAUGCUUUUGCCCACGCCUUGGACAACAUGCUGCAUGACUUAUGUCCUGAAAUGACAAUUGAAUGUACUGCUCUGGCCGUCCGUAAUGUCACUGGCAUGGACAUGGUACCAUAUCUGCGCGGCGUUGUCUUUCAAGCACCGGACGGGACGUUCCAGUUCGAUCCGAACGGGGACCCGGCUGGCGCGUAUCUCCUCAGCUCAGUGAGUGUCGACUCGCAAGGUAAGAUACAAUGGAACCAGAUCGGAGAAUGGGACUCUCAUCUCAAGCCGCACGCCCUGUCGAUGGACGACACGGCGAUCAUGUUGUUGGGAUUCCCAUCCGGGCCCCCGACCUCGGUGUGUCGAGACCGAUGUCGGUCAGGCUUUAUCGAGGUCCCGGAGAAGAGGAAGUGUUGCUGGGGUUGUCGUCAAUGCGCUCCCAAUGAGAAAGUGCUCGAAAACGAGUGCGUGGCCUGUCCCAGCUACUAUUGGCCAAGUGAGGACUUCACGACGUGCCAGGACAUUGUUCCAACUACCAUCGAUCUCCAAAGUCCAACCAUACUGGUCCUGCUGGCCUUGUGUGGCGUAGGGAUCUUCUUCGUCCUAACUAGCCUGACCGGCAUGUUCAUCUACCGCAACCACCCUCUGAUCAAGGCCACGGGACGCGAGGUCAGUCUGGUCACCCUUCUCGGGACCCUUCUGGCCUACGUGACCGUCUUUCCGUUCUUAAGUUAUCCAACCGAGGCGUCAUGUGGCAUUUGCGAGGCCAUGGUCUCCCUGUGCUUCACGCUGACCUACGCACCCACCCUGCUCAAAGUCAACCGAAUUUGCCGCAUCUUCCAGGCCGGGAAAAAGUCCACACGACCCCCUCGUCUGGUCCGGCCGAAAGAGCAAGUACUUCUGGUCGUGCUGCUGACUACAGCCCAGAUUCCACAACUACAUGGAAUCUUCUGUCUGUUCCAGAGUGGCUUUAUUGCCUCCUGUGUCUACAACCUGCUGCUGAUCCUGGCCUGCUGUUACUACGCCUUCAAGACCCGCAAGGUGCCAAGCAACUACAACGAGUCCAAGUUCAUUGCGGUCAGCGUCUACUCCACGCUGGUGCUGUGCCUGGCCGCCGUGCCCGUCUACACCACGGCCACCAUCGUCCUGCAGAAGGUGGCCACUCUCUGCAUGGCCGUGCUGCUCAACGCUUACCUGACGCUGGUCUGCGUUUACCUGCCCAAGCUCUACGCCGCCCGCUUCGUCAAGGAUGUGGUCCUGCUCCGUUGCAGCAACUCGUCCACUGGGGACGCCCCCACCAGAGUCCACCCGUUACACCUGCACAGUUCGCUGGGCGAGCAGAGCCACGGGCUGCCAUCCGUGGAAUAAUCAUUCAGUUUGGGGCCGGAAAAGCAAAACCUUGCGAAUACAGGCCAAAUUUGGUUGAGAUUGGUGUUAAUAAUUCAUCACAAGUUCCACAAUCAUCCCCGUCCCAGUCACCUGAGGUCCCGUCUCCAAAAGGGACCUUCACUUUUAAUUUCAAGAACCGGUUAAUUGAAGUCUAUGCCACACUAAACUUAAUCUACAAUUGAUAAUCUUGUUCAAAAAUGUUGCAUGAAUUCCACAGUCACAUAACUAUACGCUUUUAGGCUUUUAUGUACACAUGCAGAGCACAGUGUAGAUGCAUAUAUUGCACAAUGGUACUGUGUACACAUACACGCAUGGUGAUAGAAUGUGGUUGUAAGGUUUGGGCAGUAUUGAUUCGUAGAGUGUUUAAUCGAUUAUCUUGAUGCCUUGGUCAUCAGAGGGUAGCAAUAAAGGAAAUUUGCAAGCUGACUACAGGUCAAUCAGUCCGUCCUUAACCAGGAGUUCGUAUGCCACCCUGCUGAUGCCAAAGCCCCGCCCCACCGGAGUGGAAGGGC